Molecule: messenger RNA, 2670 nt
Organism: Rangifer tarandus platyrhynchus (Svalbard reindeer)
Lineage: Eukaryota; Metazoa; Chordata; Mammalia; Artiodactyla; Cervidae
Source: the annotation of a GenBank genome assembly
AUGAACCUCUCAGGAAGCAGUUGUGGAAGUCCUAGUUCUGCAGAUGUAUCUAAUGAUUUCAAGGAUCUUUGGACAAAACUGAAGGAGUAUCAUGAUAAGGAAGUACAAGGUUUACAAGUGAAAGUAACCAAACUGAAAAAGGAACGAAUUUUAGAUGCACAAAGACUAGAAGAAUUCUUCACCAAAAAUCAACAGCUGAGAGAGCAACAGAAAGUCCUUCAUGAAACCAUUAAGGUGUUAGAAGAUCGAUUAAGAGCAGGAUUGUGUGAUCGCUGUGCAGUAACUGAAGAACAUAUGCGGAAGAAGCAACAAGAGUUUGAAAAUAUUCGGCAGCAGAAUCUUAAACUUAUCACAGAGCUUAUGAAUGAAAAGAACACGCUGCAGGAAGAAAAUAAAAAGCUUUCUGAACAGCUACAGCAGAAAAUUGAGAAUGAUCAGCCACAUAAAGCAACUGAUCUUGAAUCUGAGGAAGAUGUUAUUCCAGAUUCACCAAUAACAACCUUUUCAUUUUCUGGCACUAAUCGGCUGCGAAGAAAGGAGAACCUCCGCGUCCGAUAUGUAGAGCAAACACAUGCUAAACUGGAGCACUCUGGCUGUGCACAUGAAUUGAAAAAAGUACCAAAGUCUUCAGCUCAUCCACAACAUAAGCCUAAGGAAAGUGAAAUUCUAGUGGCUGACACUUGUGAUCAGAGUCAAGCUCCAGUGGCUAAACCACAUGGAAAAAGCAGUUAUCUUCCUGAUAGUUUAGCUACAGUGGUUGCUGAAACACUUGGACUUUGUGUUCAAGAAGAAUCUGAAUCUCAAGGCCCUCGGAGCCCUCUUGGUGAUGAACUCUAUCACUGUCUGGAAGGAGAUCACAAAAAACAAGGUUUUGAGGGAUGUAGAAGAAAUAGUGAAGAUAAUUUAAGGUUUUCAGAUUCAAAGACUCCUCUUCAAGAAGAAUUGACUACUCGGGUAUCAUCUCCUGUAUUUGGAGCUACCUCUAACGUGAAAAGUAGUUUAGGUUUGAAUACAAGUUUGUCCCCUUCUCUUUUAGAGACUGGGAAAAAAACCCAUCUGAAAACAGUGCCCCUCAGCAACACUUGUGCUUCUGGACUAGAGAAACCUAGAUCAAAAUCUGAAGACGGAGCCCUUAUCACACAUCAUCUUCUUGGGACUGAAGUAAACAAGAUCCCUAAUCAGUCAUCUUCUAAUAAGCAGAUGCUUAUAAAUAAAAAUACAAGUGAACCCCUAAGUGAGCAGGAUAGUAUUGAUCACAUUAAAGAUACUGAUAAAGAUAAACAUGUGGUACCCCUGAAGUCACUGGGAGGCAGAACCAAAAGGAAGAAAAUUGAGGAAGAAAGUGAAGAUGAAGUAAUCUGUCCCCAAGCCUCCUUUGAUAAAGAAAAUGCUUUUCCUUUUCCACUGGAUAGUCAUUCUUCCAUGAAUGGAGACUAUGUGAUGGAUAAACCUCUGGAUUUGUCUGAUCGAUUUUCAGCUAUCCAACGUCAAGAGAAGAGCCAAGGAAGUGAGAACUCUAAAAUCAGGUUUAGGCAAGUGACUCUCUAUGAGGCUCUGAAGCCCAUUCCAAGGGACUCUUCCUCAAGCUGCAAGGCCUUGAGCAGGAGCUGUGAGCUAAGCAAAGACUCCCCAGAAGAGCCCUGUUUACAGGAGUCCCUUUUCCAGUCCUUGAAUAAAUCUCCAGAUAAUAAAACACUGUUACAAAUAAAGGAAGAAAACACAGUAUUUAAAAUCCCUCUUCGUCCACGUGAAAGGUUGGAGACAGAGAAUCUUUUUGAUGACAAAAAGGGUGCUGGUUCUCAUGAGCCUAUAAAGAUAAAAACCAGAUCCAUCCGUGGAGCAUGUGAAGUUGCAUCAGUUCUUCAGUUAAAUCCAUGUAGAAUUGCUAAAACAAAACCUCUACAAAACAACCAAGAUGUAUCCUUUGAAAAUAUCCAGUGGAGUAUAGAUCCAGGAGCAGACCUUUCUCAGUAUAAAGCGGAUGUUACUGUAGAUGAUACAAAGGAUGGCAGUCAGUCAAGAUUAGCAGGAGAGACAGUGGACAUGGACUGUACGUUGGUUAGUGAAACCAUGCUCUUAAAACUGAAGAAGCAAGAGCAGAAGGAAGAAGAGAGUCCAAAUGGAGAAAGAAAGAUGAAUGAUAGCUUGGAAGACAUGUUUGAUCGGACGACACAUGAAGAAUAUGAGUCCUGUUUGGCAGAGAGCUUCCCCCAGGUGGCAGAUGAAGAGAAGGAAUUGUCAACUACUACAAAAAAAACAAACACUCCUGGUGAUAAACAAGAUAAAGUCAAACAGAAAGCAUUUGUGGAGCCAUAUUUUAAAGGUGAUGAUAGAGAGACUGAAUUACAGAAUUUUCCUCAUAUUGAGGUGGUUCGGAAGAAAGAAGAGAGAAGAAAAUUACUUGGACACACAUGUAAGGAAUGUGAAAUUUAUUAUGCAGAUUUUCCAGCAGAAGAAAGAGAAAAGAAGUUGGCUUCCUGCUCAAGACACCGAUUUCGCUACAUUCCACCCAACACACCAGAGAAUUUCUGGGAAGUUGGUUUUCCUUCUACUCAGACUUGUAUGGAAAGAGGUUACAUUAAAGAAGACCUUGAUCCUUGUCCUCGUCCAAAAAGACGGCAGCCUUACAAUGCAGUGUUUUCUCCAAAAGGCAAAGAGCAGAAGACAUAA